Messenger RNA from Cyprinodon variegatus (sheepshead minnow), 2598 nucleotides. It is a transcript of the gene spty2d1, whose product is annotated as SPT2 chromatin protein domain containing 1. Gene Ontology annotation, molecular function: DNA binding; histone binding. The record is from RefSeq and is a predicted model, not a curated record. Gene Ontology annotation, biological process: regulation of DNA-templated transcription; nucleosome assembly. Lineage: Eukaryota; Metazoa; Chordata; Actinopteri; Cyprinodontiformes; Cyprinodontidae. The transcript has 6 exons. The coding region runs from base 50 to 2131 and encodes 693 amino acids. Gene Ontology annotation, cellular component: nucleolus.
UUUAGCUUGGUUCGCUUCAGGCAGACAUAUUUCAUCAUCUGCUGCCAAAAUGAUGGACUUUGACAAUAUACUGGACAUCGCCUCGCAAAACCAGGGUGUCAGCUGUGUACAAAGGAGAUACAGUCUUCAGACGGGACCACCCAAAAAGGACCCAAAGUCUAAAGGUGUAAACCCUGCUGCUGUGCAGGCACUUCUGAAAAAGCGUCAACAUGAUUCAAGACGGAAAGAACUGGAAAAUAAGAAACAAAAGGAGCAGCUAUUGGCUAAGAGGGUUGAGUUGAAGUCGGAUCGUAAAGCGCGAGCCAUGGCGUCCAGAACGAAGGACAAUUUCAAAGGCUACAAUGGCGUUCCAGUGGUAGACAUUCCUAAAAAGAGGGGCUCAAAAGGAGAUAAGCAGCAAGAUAAUUUAAACAACUCUGGGGGGUUUAGGAAUAACGCCAUCAAUCCAUUAGACGAUGAGGACAAUUAUGAGUAUGAGCCUUCAGAUUCAGAGGGAGAGCCUGAGCCAGAGAUGCUAAGACCAGGGAAGGCUGUAGGCGUCGGUGGGGCCAGUGGUACCGGCAGACCGGUUUCAAAAAAACCUACUGGGCCGCCCAAACCUCCUCCUCCUGCCAUGAACUUUGCCGAAUUAUUAAGAUUGGCAGAGAAGAAGCAAUUUGAGCCGGUUGAGCUAAAACCCAAAGUGAAAAAGGAAGAAAGGCUUCGCACAGCCGAAGAGAUUCGUGAGCUGGAGAUGGAGCGCAAGGCUAAAAGGCCUGACAAAAAUAGAGACUCAAAGGUAGACAUUGGAAGAGAUUCCAGGUCCAGUUCAAGUUCAGUCAGAAAAAGCACUACAGAGAAAGAGCAGAAACAUAAUCGACCACAAAAGAACUCUAUAGAGAAGCCAAGUCUGCCAAGUAGAUCAGGAGGUAAAGCUCAGUCAGUGGUGACAAGUGACAGAGGAUCGUCCUUUUCCAAGCCCUCUGUGAGUGAUAAAGAGAGGAUCAGAGAAAAGGUAGCACACAGUGACAGAGAACGGUCUAAGAUGGGCAUGUCCUCUACUUCAGCUGCUACAGUUGUUAAAAACCCUUCAAAAGCCCUCUCAUCUCAAGUCUCAGCCAAACAAGUAGGUUCCAGGCCUCCGUUUACUCAAAAACCCAGUACUUCAAGUGACCUUAGCUCAAGGAAAGAUGGUUUUCCCUCGCAUCAAAAAGUGGCUUCUGGUUUUCCAGGGAAUAGGCCUUCCAAUGCAGUUGCAGCUGGCCAAAAGUCUCUACAAAGAAGCUCACAGCAGACAAGACCAAUUCAAGGCAGUGUAUUAAAGCAGGGCGCUACAGCUGGAGGGAUGAAGUCUAGCAAAGGAGAUCCACAAAGGCCUGGAAAUAAUAAUAAUAAUGUUAUGCGGUCAAACGGCAGCUCAAUGAUGAGAUCAUCGUCAGGUGGUCCUUCUAAGAUGGGGAACCAGAGCCAGGUGAGGCCUCCUGGAAUGCCCCAAAAUAAAUCUGGUGGUGGGCCACAGGUCAGGACAGGUGGCAGUGGUCCUGGAAGAGGUGGACCCCGACCUCCAGGAUCUGGACCCCUUAGACCUGGUAGUGGAGGACAGGUGCCAGGGCGGCCAAACGGUAACCUUGGAUUGGGGCCUGGUAGACCUAAGUGCACUGUUGUGUCAGAGACCAUCUCAUCCAAGAAUGUGGGUGGACCUAGGCCAGGGGCCCCCCCUCGACCAGGCAUGCCUCAAAGACCUGGGCUGGUUCCAGGAAUGAGAGCAGGAAUGCCCCCCAGACCUAUGAUGAACAGACCACCAGGGAUGAACAGACCACCAGGAACCACAUUACCACCGAUCACAAUCGCAUACAAAAGGAAGUAUGAGGAUGAGGAGGAAGACUAUGACCCUGAAAUGGACGAUUUCAUUGAUGAUGGAGGUGAAGAGCAAGAUGAAAUCUCCAGGCACAUUAAGGAGAUAUUUGGUUAUGAUCGAACAAGAUACAAAGAUGAAAGUGAUUAUGCUCUUAAAUUUAUGGAGAGCAGCUGGAAAGACUUGCAGAAAGAAGAGGCCCGGAGCUUAAGAAUGGCUGUGCAGGAAGACCUGGAGGAGGAGAGGCGGGAGGAAGAGGAGCUCAAAAGAAAGGCCAAGAGGAAAAAGAUUGCCUAAGCUCCAUUCCUGUUUUGUUAAAUUAAACCUUCCAUCAUCCUUUAAAUGAUGGUAUAGUGGCUUUAUGAUGUUAAAUCAUAAAGCCCCUUGUCCAAUCUUUCCUGUGUUGCAUUAGAGACUACAGUACGUUUUGAUAAAACAUUUCUAGUGAAAGAUGAGCUAAUAAAAGACGAUAUGCACAACUCAUUGAAAGCAGUAGAAAUUUAAGUUCUCAUGUCCUUAUUUAUUUCCCCUACAGACUCCUGGAUUUACAUUCUGAAAAGAAAUGAACUGUAACAAACAUGAAUGAGUUUUUUUUUUUAUGUAACAAUAACCAACAGUUGCUAAUUUCUUUCAGUAUAUUUUCCUGUUACUUUUUCAAGCAGUUAAACACAUUGACAGUUGUGCAGAAAAAGUUACAAUUUCAUAUGUUGUGUAAAGUAAUUUGACAUGUAUGAUUACAUAAAGGAUUUUAUUUAACUGCAGUG